AGAUCGAGAAAGACGCGCAGCUCGGGCUCCGAACAUCGUCGACGCGGAGUCUAAUUCAGACACACUGAAGAUCAUUAAAACACGAACCUUUCGUUUUAAAGCAACGUUUGCGUUUCCGUUUUUCUUUCCUUUGUUUAAAGUUACACGUCUCUCCAACGGGAAUUACCGGACGAGCGGAGCACAAGCGACACACCGGCGAACAAAGAAACCCGUCUGCGCGAGAGAUCAGCCCUCAUCACCCGUUAGUUAUGAGUCAUGUGGCCGUGGAGAAUGUGCACGGUCUAGACCAGCAGCUCGCUGUCCUAGACUUGAACUCUGCUGAUGUUCAGGGAGUCCCUGGAAGGCGUUACAUUCCACCUCAUUUAAGGAACAAAGAAGCUUCCAAAAAUGCAGGAGCUUUUUCCUCUGGUAGACAGAGCGGUUACUCAGUGGCACCAGGAAGGAGCUAUUCUCCCGGAGGAUGGGAUAACGGACGCAGCAAUGGCUUCGUGAAUGGCUGCCAUGAUGGCCGAGACAACCGCAUGAAUGGAGGCAACGGUUUCGGUGGCCGCGGCUCCAUGCGCAACGACUGCGGAGGACGAGGUGGCUUCAGAGGAUUUGGUUACGACAACAAGGAUGCCGGUGGGUGGAAUGCCCCAAAAGACACUGCCUACAACAACUUUGGUGGCCGCUCUGACCGGGGCAAAUCAUCUUUCUUCAGUGACCGCGGGUCUUCAUCCAGGGGCCGGUAUGAGCGUGGAGGGUUUGGCGGCGGUGGGAACAGCCGAUGGGUGGAGGACUCGAGGGAUGAUGAAGAUUGGUCCAAACCAUUGCCUCCCAAUGAGCGAGUGGAACAUGAGCUCUUCUCUGGAAGCAACACUGGGAUUAACUUUGAGAAAUAUGAUGACAUUCCUGUUGAAGCCACAGGCCAGAACUGUCCACCGCAUAUUGAGAGUUUCCAUGAUGUAGAUCUGGGAGAGAUCAUUAUGGGUAAUAUAACCCUGAGCCGCUACACACGGCCCACUCCUGUCCAGAAGUACGCUAUUCCCAUCAUCAAGUCUAAGAGAGACCUGAUGGCGUGCGCACAGACAGGUUCUGGAAAGACUGCAGCCUUCCUGUUGCCAGUCCUGAGCCAGAUAUACACUGAAGGACCAGGAGAGGCGCUGCAGGCUAUGAAGAACAGUGCACAGGAAAAUGGGAAAUAUGGCCGCCGUAAGCAGUAUCCCAUUUCGCUGAUUUUAGCCCCAACAAGGGAACUGGCUCUCCAGAUCUAUGAGGAGGCCAGGAAGGUUGCGUACCGCUCUCAUGUGCGUCCCUGUGUGGUGUAUGGAGGCGCUGAUAUCGGUCAGCAGAUUCGUGAUCUGGAGAGAGGCUGCCAUCUGCUGGUGGCCACUCCCGGGCGUCUGGUGGACAUGAUGGAGAGGGGCAAGAUCGGCCUGGACUACUGCAAUUAUUUGGUGCUGGAUGAAGCAGACAGGAUGUUGGACAUGGGCUUCGAGCCACAGAUUCGCCGUAUCGUGGAGCAGGACACCAUGCCGCCCAAAGGGCUUCGUCGGACCAUGAUGUUCAGUGCCACCUUCCCCAAGGAGAUCCAGAUCUUGGCUCGUGACUUCCUGGAGGAAUACAUCUUCUUGGCUGUGGGCAGGGUUGGUUCCACCUCUGAGAAUAUCACCCAGAAGGUGGUGUGGGUUGAAGAAAAUGACAAGAGGUCCUUCCUGCUCGACUUGCUCAAUGCCACAGUCAUUCCGAAUGAGGUUCAGGACAGUACGGGGGAGAACGUAGAAAAACCUGGUAAAGAAUCUUUGACCUUGGUGUUUGUUGAGACCAAGAAGGGAGCGGAUGCUCUUGAGGACUUCCUGUACCGUGAAGGCUAUUCCUGCACCAGUAUCCAUGGCGACCGAUCCCAGAGAGACCGCGAGGAAGCACUCCACCAGUUCCGUUCAGGGAGAUGCCCCAUCUUAGUUGCCACGGCUGUGGCUGCUCGUGGUCUGGACAUCUCCAAUGUAAAACACGUCAUUAACUUUGACCUGCCUAGUGACAUCGAAGAGUACGUCCACCGCAUCGGGCGUACCGGUCGCGUGGGAAACCUGGGUCUUGCCACAUCAUUCUUCAAUGAUAAGAAUAGCAACAUCACCAAGGAUCUGCUGGACAUCUUGGUGGAAGCCAAACAGGAAGUCCCAUCCUGGCUGGAGAGCCUGGCCUACGAGCACCAGCACAAGAGCAGCAGCCGCGGGCGCUCCAAGAGGUUUUCUGGUGGUUUUGGUGCCAGAGACUACCGUCAGACCAGCAGCAGCACCAGCAGUGGAGGCUUCGGGAGCCGCGGCGGCCGGAACACUGGCGGUCACGGAGGAAACCGUGGAUUUGGUGGGGGUGGCUUUGGUAACUUCUACAGCAGUGAUGGCUAUGGAGGAAACUAUUCCCAGGUGGACUGGUGGGGAAACUAACACUCCUUCCUUCAUCUCUUCACUCCCUCAAUGACCGUGGAUCACCAUGCCAAACUCACUGAAUGGAAACCACAUGUACCAUAGCCAGACUAUAUACCCUGUGUAGCUUUGAAGAACUUUGCAGUACAUUACCAGCUGUGAUUCUCUGACCACAUCUGGAGAAGCUUGAACUCCGUGGGACUCGGGGAUGCCGGGAUAUCUGGAGGUUUGACUGUAGCAGGAAGCAGUCUCAUGAUGUGCUCGACCGUACUGAAGGGGGGAACGGAGGCAGAAGUUUGCUUUAGAUUCUUGGACUCUAGUUUUCCACUACAUUUCAUUUCUUUGUACUAAACGGGAAUCAUUUGUUAAUGUACUGUUCCUUUAAAUUUAGACUCGCUGUGUUUUGUUUGUUUUUCUGUUCUUUUUAAAUGUCUGGCUGGCAGUUGUUUUCCCCUCUUUAUUUUUUUUUUCUUUGUUUUGUUCACCCUUGAAAGAUUUGUUUGGAUGGUAUAACAAAAUAAGCUUGGAUGUAAUCAAACCUUGGCAAGUCUGGGAUGGUCUGUCACAACCUCAUUUUGAACUGAAAUUUUCAACAGGGUCACCAGUGCUGGUGUCGCAGGGGCUUGACCCCCUCGAUUGGCUUGCGUUCUCCUGUGUGGUAAAACUAUCACAAGGGAGUGAAAACUAUUGAAUGUUGAAAGGAAAAGAUCUUGCUCACUCUAUCCUGGAGAGGUAUCUAUUAUAGAGAUGGUAGUCUCCUGAGAAAGAAACCAAGCCAUUCCAGUAUAUUCUCUUAAAUUUCGUUGUUGUGAUGAACCACGUCUGCCUCCCGCCGCUCCGCUUCAUAACCGCACCAUUGAGGCAGCUAGUUCAGUACCACAAGCUAGCUGUUUAGUGGUGUUGGAUUAUUUUUUUUCUUGAACUCUUAUGGAGGUAGCAAUUGGAUUUGUCUCUUUCUUCCUUCGAAAACCAUUCUUGAAGUCGAUUAAUGUCAGGCUUGUGGCAACUUCCAUAGUGAAGAGUUCUAAUGGCUGCUCUAGGACCACGAGGUCAGAGCGGACGGCUCCGAAAGCCCAGCCCGUCUCUGAAGAAAUCCGCAUGCUAGUGUUCUUGUUUUUUGGUCAAGGAGAUUUUCGAACCAAUUUCUGCAGCAGGCUUUUACGUUCGUUACAAGUAACAUUUGUUAACUUUUUUUUUUUUUUUUGGUUGUUGGUUUUCUCUUUUUCAAGCUGCGUUGAAUUCCGAUAGACAUCCUCGGCUUUACUCUUGAGACACGGCUCCCUCGUAACCCCCCAGAUUUAGGGAGGACUGGGGUCAGCAGAAUUCAGUGUACACCACGGGAAACCGCACGAAACCAGCUGCAGGGGAGUGGUUUUGGUGUAAAACCAGAUUCGUAUUGGUUUGUUUAGUGGAGGAGGUUUCCAUGGCAUCCUGGCCUAAGACAGGGUUCUUUCAAACUCCCGCGCGCCCUUAAUAGUACGCUACUGCGGCGGUGCGCUCUGGUCGGGUCGAGCCGGCAGCGCUGCUGUCUGAUAAGGGCGAGUGGGAUGCGUUUAACUGAAGUGCAAUAGAUUUACUCUCAAGCGUGUUGUGCCUUUUGACAUGAAUUUGGAAAAGGUGACCUGAAGCAGAUGCGUUGACAGUAUUGAGGAGACUUGAGAGCAGUGGUGCUACUUAGGCCUAUCCAGUUUUACAAAAGUUGUUUUAUUGCACAUCUAGGGUUUUAUAUAAGUGUCUUGAGUGCGUGUCCUUAAGCUUCCGAAUAUUGCGUGUGAAGAUUGUGAAAACGCAGCUUGUUUACAAAAGGGGAAGGGUUCUCCAAUAGUUAACCAGGAUUGAUUUGGGACCAGCAGUGGGGAAUUUAGCUAUUUGCACAGAUUACUAGAUUCUACUUUUGCUGCUAGUUUGUGUAAUUUAUUAAGCAUUUUUGAGAAAUAUUUAUUUUUAUAAGCCUAAAAGUGAUAGUUUCAAGUAACUUGACCAAAAGACAGUACAAAAACACUGGCACUUGAAUGUUGAAUGUCACCCGUAUGCGUGAAAUUUAUAUUUUUCGGGGUAGUGUGAGCUUUUUAAUGUUUAAGGUCAUUUUGGACUCCGCUGAAAUCCACUGUAAUUGUGUAUACAAUACAUUGUGUAUACAAUUGUGUAUACAAUACAAAUACAACUGUAAUCUGUAAUUGGUAUCUCUGACUAAAUGUUUCAAUCCGAUCAAUCAAACUCUGAAUUGGCAGCCGAAAUUUAAAUAAACAACCAUGCCAAGGUUUGGAAAAAGUUACAGAAAUAUUUUUGUAAAUGUGUAUCAGUGCAAAGUGUUCAGAUUAUCCAGUUCUCUUUUUGUUUUGUUUUUCCAAUAUUUAUUUUUUAUUUGUACCCCCAGUGAAUGUCUGGCACACGGCAAUCUUAAGUAACAAAAACAUGUGGUUUAUUCUGUAUUGUUGCAUUUGCAUAUUGGGCAAUGGCGGUGGUGUUCUCUGACAGGUUUGGCUGAAAGUUCGGUCUUAAUUACAGAAGCAGUUAUGGGUGAAGUGUUGAAAGCAUGCAAUGAGAGGCUUUUAAUUGACCAAAACAUGUGAAAGAACAUCACCGGAGCCCUUAGAGUUAGAAGUAUUUGCUUUAUGUACUAGUUUAGAGGCUGUGCACUGCACGAAAAAUGAAAUGUGUGUUUACUGUAUUUUACCAAAUUAAAGUUGGACAUUGCAAAUACAGAAA
Cyprinus carpio (common carp) is the source of this 5111-nucleotide messenger RNA. Its product is annotated as ATP-dependent RNA helicase DDX3X-like. The record is from RefSeq and is a predicted model, not a curated record. Gene Ontology annotation, cellular component: P granule; nucleus. Gene Ontology annotation, biological process: gamete generation; cell differentiation. Lineage: Eukaryota; Metazoa; Chordata; Actinopteri; Cypriniformes; Cyprinidae. Gene Ontology annotation, molecular function: RNA binding; RNA helicase activity; ATP binding.